Miscanthus lutarioriparius is the source of this 1728-nucleotide messenger RNA. The record is from the annotation of a GenBank genome assembly. Lineage: Eukaryota; Viridiplantae; Streptophyta; Magnoliopsida; Poales; Poaceae.
AUGGAGGCUGCAGCAGCGACGGCACUUGUUGGUCCUGCUCGUCGGCAGGUGCUCAUCCUGGCCUUGCUUCUCCUCAUGGCUGCAUCCAUGGCUCGACGAGCUUCUUCUGAUGGAGUGCGAUAUGAUUAUAGAGCUUGCACUGAGUGCAAACCUCACCCGGAGCCUGCUCUGUACAAUGGUGGCGUCCUGCGCUGGGCGAGCAAAAUAACAGACUUCAGAACAGAGGACGAAGGGAACUACUCCCCGGCAUUUGUGCUCUACAACAUGUCGGCGGCAACUGCAUACAGCUUCUCUUGUUGGGUGAAAAUCGAUGGACCAGAGGGCGCACAUGUGAAGGCAAAGAUCCUGACCCUAGAAAACGCCGCAUCACAAUGCGUUGGCACAGUUAUCGUGCGAAACGACUGCUGGUCUUUUCUCAAAGGAGGUUUUAUUCUCAACUCGCCGUCUCAAACCUCGGUCCUCUAUUUCCAGACUGCAAGCCCAAAUGCUUCGACAAUCUCAAUCAGAAGCGCCUCCUUGCAACCCUUCUCACCUGAUCAGUGGAAUCAGCACAGGGAGGACCGUAUCCAACUGAUUCGGAAGCGCUUCGUGAACGUCCAUGUCUCAGACGGCAACGGUAGCCGCGUGGUCGGGGCGAACGUCGCCGUGCAUCAGAUAACCCGAGAUUUCCCCUUCGGUUCCGCCAUCAGCAAGAGCAUCAUCGGGAACAAGCCGUACCAGGAGUGGUUCAACGCGCGGUUCAACGCGGCGGUGUUCGAGAACGAGCUCAAGUGGUACGCGACGGAGCCGUCCCCGGGGAAGGAGGACUACGCGGCGGCGGACCAGCUGCUGCAGUUCGUGCAGUCCAACGACGUGAUGGCGCGCGGGCACAACAUCUUCUGGGAGGACCCCAAGUACACCCCGGCGUGGGUGAAGAACCUGACGGGGUCGCAGCUCAAGGCGGCGGUGGCCGGGCGCAUCGAGAGCCUGCUGUCCCGGUACAAGGGCGACUUCGUGCACUGGGACGUGAGCAACGAGAUGCUGCACUUCGACUUCUACGAGAACCGGCUGGGCGGCAACGCCACGGCCGACUUCUUCAGCACGGCCAAGCGCGCCGACCCGCUGGCCACGCUCUUCCUCAACGACUUCAACGUGGUGGAGGCGUGCGACGACCUCAGCUCCAGCGCCGACUCCUACGUCUCCAGGCUCCGCCAGCUCGCCGACGCCGGGGUCACCUUCGAGGGCAUCGGGCUGGAGGGCCACUUCGGCAAGCCCAACAUCCCCUACGUGCGCGCCGUGCUCGACAAGCUGGGCACGCUCCGGCUGCCCGUCUGGCUCACCGAGAUCGACAUCAGCGCCGCCUUCGAUCAGAGGACGCAGGCCGCCUACCUGGAGGAGGUGCUCCGCGAAGGGUUCGCGCACCCGUCCGUGGACGGCAUCAUGCUGUGGACGGCCAUGGGCGCCAACGCCAGCUGCUACCAGAUGUGCCUCACGGACGCCAACUUCACCAACCUCCCCGCCGGAGACGUCGUCGACAGGCUGCUGGGGGAGUGGCAAACCAAGGAGGUGCUAGGCGCCACCAAUGACCGCGGCUCCUUCAACUUCAGCGCCUUCCUCGGCGAGUACAGGCUCUCCGUCACCUACCUCAACCGCACUGCCGACGCCACCUUCUCGCUGGCUCGCAGCGACGACACCAAGCACAUCAACAUCCGUCUGCCGGCCGGUCCAGGACCUGCUUCUGCAGCCUGA